This is a messenger RNA of Mus pahari (shrew mouse), 548 nucleotides long. RefSeq names its product cytochrome c oxidase subunit 8A, mitochondrial. The transcript is spliced from 2 exons. Bases 111 to 320 code for a protein of 69 amino acids. Gene Ontology annotation, cellular component: mitochondrion. Gene Ontology annotation, biological process: mitochondrial electron transport, cytochrome c to oxygen. The record is from RefSeq and is a predicted model, not a curated record. Lineage: Eukaryota; Metazoa; Chordata; Mammalia; Rodentia; Muridae.
GGCUCCGGCGUCCGGCAACUUCAGCGCCGGAAUUUCCGGCUGGUGCGGCCAUCUUGACUCCCUGACCUUGGGCUUUGGCUGGUCCUUGUCCGUCGUCAUUCCGCGCCGUCAUGUCUGUCCUGACGCCGCUGCUGCUGAGGAGCCUGACCGGCUCAGCCCGGCGGCUCAUGGUGCCGCGGGCUCAGGUCCACUCGAAGCCGGCGCGGGAGCAGCUCGGGGUCCUGGAUAUCACCAUUGGGCUCACUUCCUGCUUCGUGUGUUGUCUUCUGCCUGCGGGCUGGGUCCUGUCACACCUGGAGAGCUACAAGAAGCGGGAAUGAAGGGAGCUGUCUUCCCCUCAUCCUUUGACUAGACCACUCUUGCCAGCCCACCUUGAUCAUGUUUCCUGCAUUCCUGGCUGGCCUUCCCCGGGAUCAUGUUAUUCAAUUCCAGUCACCUCUUCUGCAAUCAUGACCUCUCGAUGUCUCCAUGGUGACAACUGGGACCACAUGUAUUGGCUCUGCUUGGUGGGGUCCCCCUUUGUAACAAUAAAGUCUAUUUAAACCUUG